Molecule: messenger RNA, 2323 nt
Organism: Panonychus citri (citrus red mite)
Lineage: Eukaryota; Metazoa; Arthropoda; Arachnida; Trombidiformes; Tetranychidae
Gene: Snx6
Product: sorting nexin-6-like
Exons: 9
Coding region: 165-1406 (413 amino acids)
Biological process (GO): phagosome-lysosome fusion involved in apoptotic cell clearance
Molecular function (GO): phosphatidylinositol binding
Source: RefSeq, a predicted model, not a curated record
AUUUAAUUGUUGCUUUUUCCUUUUUGUUGCUUUGUUAAUUUCUUUUGACACCUUUAUUUUUGUUUCUUUCCAUUCUUUCAAUUUAAUUAUCUGAUUACCUUUUGGUGUAAAUUAAUUUAUUCCCUAAAUUGUUACCUUAACGUGUUACUAAUCAUUCAAAUAAUAUGUUAACUAUUCAUGAAUCUAGUGAAUCAAAUUCACGGUCCAAUGAGACCAUUACUAAGAUGAGGUCUGAUACAAUUGAUCUAAGUGAUGAUCGUACUUUACUUGUUGACAUUAGUGAUGCCUUGUCCGAAAAGGAAAAAGUCAAGUUUACCGUUCAUACAAAGACAAAUUUACCUGGUUUUGAUAAACCAGAGUUUUCUGUUGUUCGCCUUCAUGAAGAAUUUAUUUGGUUACAUGACACAUUAGUCCAAGAUGAAGAGUAUAGCGGAUUCAUUAUACCACCGCCACCACCUCGUCCAGAUUUUGAUGCUUCAAGGGAGAAAUUACAAAAGCUUGGUGAAGGUGAAGGAACCAUGACAAAGGAAGAAUUUAAUAAAACCAAGCAAGAAUUGGAAGCUGAAUAUUUAGCCACAUUUAAGAAAACAGUUGCCAUGCACGAAGUAUUCUUACAACGACUGGCUGCUCAUCCAAAAUUCAAGAAUGACACCAACUUCCGAAUUUUCCUUGGCUAUAAUGAUGAUUUAAGUGUUCGAGGUAAAAAUAAAAAGGAAAGACUAGUAGAUUUACUGUCCAGGUAUAGCAAAUCCGCUGAUGACUUGGUUUUGAGUAAUACUCAGAAAGACAUUGACGAGUUUUUUGAACAUCAAAAAGUAUUCCUGAUAGAGUAUCAUAAGCACAUAAAAGAUUGUACCAGUAAAUCAGACAGAAUGACAAGAUCUCACAAGAAUGUGGCAGGUAGUUACAGUCGAAUCGCUACCGAUUUAAUUGGCCUUUCAACCGUUGACUCGAAUAAAUUGGAGAAAUAUUAUGCUAAAAAUGCCGAUUGUUUUGAGAAAGCGCGAAAAUCAGAGGAGCGAAUUGCCUCAGACGAGGAUCUAAAAUUAUCCGACACUUUAAGAUAUUGGAUGAGAGAAACGGCCGCAGCAAAGGAUCUUUUAUACCGGAGACUUCGAUGUCUUGCUAACUAUGAAUCGGCAAAUAAGAAUCUCGACCGUGCUCGUCUAAGGAACAAGGAAGUUGCUCUUGCUGAAGAUGCUCAACAAAAAGCGGGCGAAAAAUUUGAAUCAAUAUCCAAAUUAGCUAAACAAGAAUUACAAGAUUUUAACUCACGACGAAUCAUAUUCUUUAGGAAAAAUUUCGUUGAUCUAGUUGAAUUGGAACUUAAACAUGCAAAGGCACAAGGACAGCUUUACAAGAACUUUAUUACAUCACUAAAAGAGGAACUUUCAUCAAAUGAUUAACGUUACCAAGGAAAUUUAUAUUACUCUAAAACAGCAUCUAUGUUAUAUUUUGAAGGAAAAAAAAGAGAAAAGAAAGAGAUAAAAAACAAUCUACUAGGAUUCAUAUCAAAAACGAAAAAAAAAAAUAUCUAUCUAUCUGUUAUCUGCUCAAAAUGAUCUAAUUUAAAUGAUGAAAAAUGCAACCCUAUUUAUUAAGGAGAUGGAGAUGAUGAUGAAAAUGAUAUAACCGCAACACUCAAAACAUGGGAAGGAGAAAGAGGAACAAAUUUACUACAACCAACAACAAGAUGAUGAGAGAGAGACAAAAUAUUAAAUCAAAUGAAGCCUAAAUUCACACACACAAAAAUCUCAAUGAUGAAAUCCUGAUGAUGACUAUUUGAUUACUUAAAUUACUAUCAAUUGAUAUUCUUGUUUAUAUCAAGAAGAAAAAAAAAGAAAUACCUAAAGGAACACAAAGUGAAUCUAAACUCUGUACAUUUCCGGUGAAAAAAUGAUCAUUCCUAUUCAAUAAUUGUUACCAUCUCUCAACAAUCCCACCACACUCACAAUGUGACCUCAAAAUACAUACACACACAUAUAUAUAUACUCGCCAAGCGGAUGAAUUUUGUCCUUUUGAUGAUCGAUCGGCUUCUGAUCAAUUUAUAAGGAAAACGCGACCAAUGUUUUUCACUCAAAUGGACACUUUUUUUUUACCCCAAAGGCGGAAACAAUUAACUCGUCGUAAUUUGAUCAUAGUGUAAAUCAAAGAGUCUAACCUCAUUUAUAUAUAUAUUUUUUUCACAGUUAAAACAACAAAACCAAAAAAAUUUGAAUCGCUAAAAGGAAAUUGAUUUAAAUUCAAUUGUUCAAAUCUACACCAAGUUACAAGGAACUAAAUUAUUAUAUAACUAUUAUAAUUAUUAUCUUAUUACCAUUGA